This is a messenger RNA of Pungitius pungitius (ninespine stickleback), 2672 nucleotides long. RefSeq names its product protein Wnt-2b-A. The record is from RefSeq and is a predicted model, not a curated record. Gene Ontology annotation, biological process: neuron differentiation; multicellular organism development; canonical Wnt signaling pathway. Gene Ontology annotation, molecular function: frizzled binding; cytokine activity. Bases 460 to 1635 code for a protein of 391 amino acids. The transcript has 5 exons. Lineage: Eukaryota; Metazoa; Chordata; Actinopteri; Perciformes; Gasterosteidae. Gene Ontology annotation, cellular component: extracellular region.
UAAAGCAGCGGUCCAGUGUAGGCAUCCGACCCACCGCAGAGUCAACAAGUCGACUGACCUGCCGCGAGUCUCUCAACCCUCUUGCUCCAGCUGUGAUCCGGAGCCAAUGAACUAAGCCAGAAUCCAGGAUACGUGUUGGGGGACCUGACUGGAGGGGUGAAAAAAAACAACCCACGACACUUGUUUCUCGUCUGGUUGUGUAAACCUCCAGUGGGAAGCGGGUAGUGCUCAGUGCUGGAGAGGCUGGUGCGCACAUGGCACAGAAAACGCGCUCCUCGCACUCCCGACUGUCGCGCUAUUGAUAUGGAGCUACACACUGGAUAAUGAGGCCUAUCUUCUGAAUGGGCGCUUGACAUACUUCACCCCAAAAACCGUGUUUAUUAAUUGUUCGCAUCCCAACGUAAAUCUUGUAUUUUGGGGGGAACUUUUCGUGGUUAAGAAAAAAAAAAGAGCGGAGCCAUGCUGGGUUUAAACCGGAUUCUGAGCCUCCGGGCUGCCCGGAUUCGGAGCUGCGGUUCGCCGGGAGCCAAACUCUCGACCCGGUCUUCUUCAUGCCAAAACCCCGGUGCCAGCUCGAGGAUUUACUGUGCGUGUCUGUUGCUGCUGCUGCUGGUGACGCCUCGGGUGGACUCGUCAUGGUGGUACAUCGGUGCGCUGGGGGCCCGCGUGAUCUGCAACAACAUCCCAGGCUUGGUGAAUAAGCAGCGGCAACUGUGUCAGCGCCACCCAGACAUCAUGCAGGCCAUCGGCGAGGGCACCAAAGAGUGGAUCAGAGAGUGCCAACAUCAAUUCAGACACCACCGCUGGAACUGCAGCACACUGGACCGCGACCACACCGUGUUUGGACGUGUCUUGCUACGGAGCAGUCGAGAAGCAGCAUUUGUCUACGCCAUCUCCUCGGCAGGAGUAGUGUACGCGCUUACCCGCGCCUGCAGCCAGGGGGAGCUGAAAACAUGUAACUGUGACCCACACAAGCGGGGACGAGCUAGCGACAAGAGAGGAGAGUUUGACUGGGGCGGCUGUAGUGAUAAUAUCAACUAUGGGAUCAAGUUUGCCAAAGCCUUCAUUGAUGCCAAAGAGAGGACAGUCCGAGAUGCACGAGCACUCAUGAACCUGCACAACAACCGCUGUGGCAGAACUGCAGUGAAGCGGUUCAUGAAGCUGGAGUGUAAAUGUCACGGUGUGAGCGGCUCCUGCACGCUGCGGACAUGUUGGAUGGCCAUGUCGGACUUUAGGAAGACCGGCGACUACCUGAGGAGAAAAUACAACGGGGCCAUUGAGGUGACGAUGAACCAGGAUGGGACAGGCUUCGCCGUGGCUAACAAGGCCUUCAGGAAGGCCACCAAGAACGACCUGGUCUACUUUGAGAACUCUCCAGAUUACUGCCUGCAAGACAAAACAGCAGGCUCCCUGGGCACGGCUGGGCGUCUCUGCAAUAAGACAUCACGCGGCACAGAUGGCUGUGAGGUCAUGUGCUGUGGGCGGGGCUACGACACCACGAGAGUCAAGCAAAUCACGAAGUGCGAGUGCAAGUUCAAAUGGUGCUGCGCCGUGGAGUGUAAGGACUGUGAGGAAGCUGUGGAUGUACACACGUGCAAAGCUCCCAAGCGUGCAGAAUGGUUGGACCAGACCUGAGGACACGCCCCCCCCACCCCGCCCCAUGUAAUGCAACCCCACCCCUUUUUCCCUGUUACGGGACAUCCUGUGGAACAUGGCAUUCUGGGAAAGUUUGUCCGAAAGUGCUCUGCGUCUCUGCCCUCCCCUGCCACCUCCUUGGUUCAUCAUUGCAUGGCUUUUAUACCUGUCUCUGUGAAAGCACUAUCGUUCAGUACCCAUCAAUAUGAAUUAACACCCUCUAAUACCUGUGUGUGAAUGGCCCUGCGACCGGACUGCUAGUGCAGCCGAACGGUAAACCCAGUGAACACUUUUGGGUUUGGGUGCACUGGACUUUUAUAUUGAAGACUCAGUCCAGUAGGGCUUUUUUUUUUCUAGUGUGUGGUACUGGGUCAAAAUGGUUUGCUGCGUUCCCCAAUGCUUAAAAACACAGUUUUACAUUAACUGAGCCUUAAAACAUAUCCAGUAUUAUUACAACAAUAUCCUAUACUCACAUAAUGUUCUUUUUUUUGGGUGGGGGUUAUGUUGGACUUUGGGAAGUAGCUUGACUAGCGCACUUUGAGAAGUGGACAUCUAAGCGGGAGUUUGGCGCUGCGUAGCCAAACAGAAGUCCAGGCAGAGGGGCAGAGGACGACCAGAGGACAGGGAGAAGGAUGAAUAAAUGAAUAAAUAGACGGAUGCGUCAUUGGGACAAAAAAAACAAAAGACAAGACGAGCUGUUUAAAGUGAUUUAUUUAAAAUGUUUAAAAAGUGUUGUUUCAUUUCUCAUUCGUAGAAGUGACUGCACUACAUUGGCUGACACGAGGAGAUUAUGAUUAUACGGUGUACUCUAGUUUUCAGUGUGUAAGAUGACAUCAUCAGCCAAGUUUCACUUCUCUACUCUCCGGCUUGCUUGUAUAACAUUGUGUAUAUUGCCUUAUCAAAACAGAUGUUCAUUUGAAAUAUAUGGCGCAUUAUUAUGACACUGGAAUGAUUGUUUUUUGUUCAGACAGGCAAACAUAGAGGUUGAAGGCAAAAAGAGACUAGAUGCAGACAGAGCAGAACUAAUCAGCGUGACC